AUGGAAGAAGAAUCCCCGUCAGAAGCCUCACGGCGCGAUAUCGCCAAACGCGUUUCGCGAGCCUGUUUGCAUUGCAGACAACGCAAGUCUCGAUGUGACCUAGACUCUAAUGGGAAACCCGGCAAACCACCAUGCCAGCGUUGUGUACGCGAAAACCGCGAGUGCAUAUUAGGCGGCUCAAAUCGUGGAGGUCGUCGAAUCCGGAAGAACAAAAUCAAGAACUUUACACCGGUCAAUCGCUCACCAGGCAAGGAUUCGGAAGUCUCAAGCCCAACCAACUCGGAAAAUCGUCGAGUGCAAUCGGCAUCCUAUCCUGGCCCGCUAGUCUUUUUGCCACCUAAUCCACCGGCGCCAGCAUCGGCAUCCGUCGAGGAAGAUGAUACCUCGAUAUCGUCUGUCCCGCGCAAUCCAUCAGACGCAUGGCAAUGCUUGACCGGCAUCGCCACGGAAGGCACAGAGAUCGCUCCCGAGAUCCGCAAUGAACAUGUUCGGUCGGAGCCAACACCAUUCCCAGUAUACAACAGCCUGCGCAAUGGCGUCUCAGACUUCAACAACCCAACCACUGGCAUCAGGGCCUACAGACUUGUCCAGUCGUGCGCCCUAGACCCGGAAACGGUGUGGCAACUGAUUUCCCGCUACGCGGAGAACUUCCACCAGUAUCUUCCCCUUGUGCCGCGGAAGUAUUUCACACGCGCAUCGCUAGACGCAUUCGCCGCCAAUGAGAAGCACCUGCUCACCGCAGUCCUGACGAUCGCCUCCAAGGAUUUGGUCGACCAACCCGAGAUCCACGAGUACUGCUCGAAGUACAUGCACGAGCUGAUUUCCGGCAUCGCCGCUGGCGCAGAAUGUGAUGUUGAAGCGGUCGAAGCGCUUCUCUUACUCGCCGAGUGGGAACCUCAGGGACUGCGGCCUCGCAUUGAACGCGUUGGGCGCGGAGAGGAAGACCGCGCGGCGUGGAUGCAUGUCGGGCUUGCGUUGCGCUCGGGGUAUUUCAUCGGCAUGGAUCGCACGUCUUUCCGUGGGGAUCCUUAUGGGGACCAUGAGAGUGAGGCACGGAGACGUCUGGCCUGGGCGAGCUGCUAUGUCUCUGAUCGAUUGAUUUCUGUGCGUAUUGGACGUGCUUUCUGGUCUCGUGGCCCCGGGCCCAUGACUGGUCUUGUCAGUCAGGAUUUUCCAUCGCUGCAGCCGGUUAACGAGGGCGAGGAGGACUAUGCGAAGAUCUUUCAGGCUAUGUUGGAUCUUACGCAGCUCUAUGGGAAUGUUCACGAAGUUUUAUAUUCGGGGAUGCGUACUAGUAACCAGAUGAUGCUGAUGGGAGACUAUGUUAAAUAUGUGGAUGACUUCCGUCUGGCGAUUCUGCGGUGGAAGUCACUUUGGGGGUCAUUGGACUGCUCACCACCUAUGCGAGCAACACUGCAGUUGUCAUACGAGUAUUUGCGUCUGUAUACAACUGCUUUCGCGUUCCAAGCUGCGAUCUCGCAGUCGCUCGUCAAACCGAAAACCGACCUACAAAACCAGCGAGAACAUCUACGAUCGACAUUCAAGAAUGUAGCUUCGAUGCAGGAUUCGCGGUUCAUCUAUGAAUCCGUUGAUGCGGCCAAGUCAUACUUGACAAUCUUGGUGGAUCUGGUAGAUCCUGAGAAGCAUCUCCACUUCAUGCCUCUCCGCUUCUACCUAUAUGGCAUCUACUCUGCCGUUUUCCUCUACAAGGCUCGUUCAUUCGGAAUGAUGGUCCCAUCAGAAGAAGCAAAAGUCCAAGGCCUAGUCAUCCGAACCACUGAAGUGCUCAAACAAGCAAGUGCCGGCACUGAUGACAUCGGGUCGCGCUAUGCUCGCCUUCUAGAGCUUCUAUGGAAGCCCAAGUCCACAUCGAACCCAACCGAAGAGACGCAAAAUAGUGACUUCCCACUACAAACAUCCCUUCCGAACCCAGUCACAGACCCGGGAUACAUGAAAUUCAGCCCUGCGAAUGACUUCUCAUGGCUAGAUUUGGAGGCCGUGGGCGAUUAUGUAUCCGGGGACCAGAUUUCUGGUGGCUUGUUGGGGCUGGAUGCGUUCCAGAAUGCCUCCGAUAUGUACCAAUCUGGAGAGCCACGCUCGCAGACUUGGCAGCCGUCUGCUUGGAUGGGAGAUAUGAGCAGCAACCUUCUCUUUUAA
Molecule: messenger RNA, 2157 nt
Organism: Penicillium roqueforti
Lineage: Eukaryota; Fungi; Ascomycota; Eurotiomycetes; Eurotiales; Aspergillaceae
Product: transcriptional regulator family TF
Exons: 5
Coding region: 1-2157 (718 amino acids)
Biological process (GO): DNA-templated transcription; regulation of DNA-templated transcription
Cellular component (GO): nucleus
Molecular function (GO): zinc ion binding; DNA-binding transcription factor activity, RNA polymerase II-specific; DNA binding
Source: RefSeq, a predicted model, not a curated record